CUGAUGUGACCCCCCUCGUCUUUUUUUUUUUUGAAAUGAUGGGGAUCUUUUUGGUUUAUGUUGGAUUUGUUUUCUUUUCCGUUUUAUAUGUACAGCAAGGGCUUUCUUCUCAAGCAAAAUUUACUGAGUUUCCGCGGAACGUGACGGCCACCGAGGGGCAGAAUGUGGAGAUGUCCUGCGCUUUCCAGAGCGGCUCCGCCUCGGUGUACCUGGAGAUCCAGUGGUGGUUCCUGCGGGGGCCCGAGGACCUGGAGCCCGGGGCCGACGUGGCCGGGGCACAGGUAGCCGAGUCGCGGUGCCCGCAUCCGUCCCCUCGCGUCCGUCCCACCCGCGGGCUUAGCCCGUCGAGUGUCCAGCGGGGGGCGGGGCCCGGAUGGAGCCUGGGGACCCAGCUGGCGCUCUGCGUGUGGAUGGCGCCCAGGGGUGAGCUUGGGACCAAGUUUGGGAAGGAAACCACUGGAUGUAGCACUUUUUUUUUAAUUUUACCUUUUUUACCUGCAAUUUUUCAGACAGUGAAAGUCCAAGGGAAUGACAUCUCGCACAAGCUUCAGAUUUCCAAAGUGAGGAAAAAGGAUGAAGGCUUGUACGAGUGCAGGGUGACAGAUGCCAAUUACGGAGAGCUCCAAGAGCACAGAGCCCAGGCUUACCUGAAGGUCAACGCCAACAGCCACGCCCGGAGGAUGCAGGCCUUCGAAGCCUCGCCCAUGUGGCUGCAAGAUGCCAAGCCUCGCAGAAAUGUCUCGGCGGCGGCCGCGCCCAGCAGCAUCCACAGCUCUGCCAACCAGCGAAUGCCGUCCACUUCCAGCCCUCAAGCGGUAGCCAAAAUCCCCAAACAAAGUCCACAAUCAGCAAAGAGCAAAUCGCCUGUAAAAUCUACGGAGCGGACAGCAAAGUUGACCCUAAACUCCAAGCACCACCACUCUGCACCCACUGCUCUCUAGUUACCCACCCAAGGAGCGCCUGCCUUCGGAAGCAUAAACGGAGAGGCUGCCUCACGCUUUGUUUAUAAUCUUGGCCAAAUCACUGAUCUUUCAUUUCAAGAGAAUUAGUGUGACGUGAUAGGACAUUUUUUUCUCAUAGCAAGAUCUACUUUUUUUUUCCCCCCCGUUUCUGUCGGAUACUCAGAGCAUCAUUUCACUGACUGCUCAGGGGUUGGCCUGACCGUCAUCGAUAGUGAAUAUUUACUGCAGAUCCCACUGGUUUCCUACUAAAAGAUCCAUUCCCUGCAGGAAAUGAGCAGAAAUCACAAGGCUACAGAACACAAACUAUCACCAAACAAAACCCCCGUUUGGGGGCAAGAACAAAAUUAUCCACGCUGCAAGUCAAGAAAGAAAACAUUGUCUUAAAUAAGGAAUAAUAAAAGAAUUUUUUUUUAAUUUUCCCUUUUCUCUUGGGUUUUGGGGUUUUUUUUUUUUCCUUUUUCUUGAUGAUACUUCUUGUAUGGUGGCAAGUGGUGAUUUCGGCCAAUCCCUGUCAAUCCUGGGAGUUCAUAUAAAAACAUUCUGAGUGUUCUAGAUUUCAGUGCAUUUUGAUUCAUUUUGCAAUUCCUGUAUAUGCCAAUGACAAAUUCUGUAAAUUGCUUAUAGUAUGUGUGAAAUAGCAUCAAAGUAGAUAGACAAUGACCCUCAUGCAAGCUGAUUUUUAUCAUUCUAUAUAUAAAUAUAGACAUAUGAAUAUCUGUAUGUUGGGCCGUCGACCAACCCUUUUUUGAUAAAGCAUUUGUUUUUUCACUUACAAUUCAUACAUUGUGGGACUUUUGUAAUGCACUGGUGCACUUCCACAGGUUUGACAGUUGCAGAUGGUCCUGACUGCCCUCUGCUUCCUUCUGGAAAAUGCAUCUUCAAAACUGUAUCGGUCUCUGAUAAAGGAAUUGAUUGUGUUGUGUGUAUGCUGUGUUGGAAUUUGCUACGUUCCUUUCUCUAUGGUGUUUAUUCGGGUUUGAGGAUCUUUUGACUCUGAAGAAUGUAUGCUCUCUGGUUUUGACAGCCAUUCCUGGAUGGUCAUCAUUUUUAUUGUCAAAGAGCAAUGUUGUCCCUGGAAAAUUUGCCUCGGAAAUGGGGAUGGGAAAGGCGAAGGGGUCAUCACGAUUCCUUAACUUCCUGGAAGAACACUUCUCACUGUGGCUAAAAGCGCUGCUUCCUUUGAACCUUUAUGAUUUUGGCGAGCUUUGUCAUUCUGUUAUUUGCUGCUAAUUACAUUUUCAUGUCUCCUAAUUAAAGAUUAAAAUUUGGUUGUUGGCUAAAUCUAGUAUGCAAAAGAUGACUGCAAAUCUCUGACUAAAGAAGACGGUGUGCUCCGUUUUCACUAGUUGAGCAAAUUAUAACAUUAAACAUUCCACUCCUA
Messenger RNA from Vicugna pacos (alpaca), 2343 nucleotides. The record is from RefSeq and is a predicted model, not a curated record. NCBI's taxonomy places the organism in Eukaryota, Metazoa, Chordata, Mammalia, Artiodactyla, Camelidae.